Chelonus insularis is the source of this 4830-nucleotide messenger RNA. Its product is annotated as ATP-binding cassette sub-family A member 2-like. NCBI's taxonomy places the organism in Eukaryota, Metazoa, Arthropoda, Insecta, Hymenoptera, Braconidae. Gene Ontology annotation, biological process: transmembrane transport; lipid transport. Bases 1 to 4830 code for a protein of 1609 amino acids. The transcript has 23 exons. The record is from RefSeq and is a predicted model, not a curated record. Gene Ontology annotation, molecular function: ABC-type transporter activity; lipid carrier activity; ATP binding. Gene Ontology annotation, cellular component: membrane; intracellular membrane-bounded organelle.
AUGCAGAAAAUCAAUUUUUAUAAUGGUCAUACGAUUCUCAAUAGCAUUCAGUCAUUAACAGCUUGUUAUUACACUCCAAGUAAUGAAUUUACUGACAAUAUAAUUCAGCGGACUUCUGAAAUAUUGAAUAUUUCCAUUACACCUAAAAUUAAUGAGUAUGAAUUUCUGAGCUCAAUUUAUGGUCCUAAUAGAAGUGUGGUACCUGAAGAAGCAGCUUUCAUUUUAUUUGAGCCUAGCAGUGAAUCGCUUCCAGAAGUUUUAAAUUAUGAAAUCCGUGCAAAUGUACAUGAAGAUUCAAGAGAUGGAGAUGAGUAUUUUACCAGUGGUUUUAUGGCAAUUCAAGUGGCAAUCGAGCGGUCAUUUAUCGAACUGUGGAGUGAAGGUGAUCUACCAUAUUCUGGGGAAAAUAUUAAAAUAGCUCGAUUUCCGCAUUACCACAUACGCUUUCCGAUCCUACCAUCAGCUGUUCGACCAAAAAUUAGUCUCAUAUACUACUUGACAGUAUUAUCAUAUUUAUUGAUUCCCAUAUCUGGCUUGCACAAAGCUAUUCAUGAUAAAAAAACUGGCUUUAAGGCUUUCAUGAAAUUAUCAGGCAUUAAUCCAGCCUUUAUUUACUUCGGUUGGAUUAAUUAUCUCAUGAUUACUGCAGUCCCAACAGUAUUUUUUUGCACAUGGAUACUUCAUCCGAUUUAUUCAAGUUCAAGUAUAGUUUUAGCCAUUUUUAUACUUAUGUAUAUAAUGAUGUCUGCUUUUUUCAUAUUUGCAGUUGGAACUUUUUUUGUUCAUUCAAUCAGAGCAAUUCUUGCCUGUAUUCUUUUAUGGUUGGCAAUGGCACAUUACACUAUUUUAUUGGAUGAGUCACUAAUUGAUUCAAGUUUAACUAUAAAAAUUAUUUCAUUGUUCUUCCCUCACAGUGGAUUACUUUAUGGAUUAGUUGAUUUUACAUACAAAAGUCAAUUUGAUGAUGGCGUUGAAAUUGCAAAGCCACGAUUUUGGCAAUCUAAAUAUCACGACUCUAAAUUAAGUGAAGAUAUGAAUAGAAUAUCUAUCAGUGCCGUAAUAAUUUCAUGGCUGUUUCAUUUAAUUGCAUGGUACCUGAUAGCUAUUUACUUGGAUAAUGUUUAUCCAGGAAAAUUUGGAACGAGAAAACCUUGGUAUUACUUAUGCAAGAGAAAACGAAACAAUCUGAAUGAUAUUAAUGUAACUUUAAGAGGCAGUACGAACUGGUCUUCAGUAGAAAGACCGCCUAAAUUUGUUAAACCUAAAGUAAGAGUAAAAAAAGUAACUAUUGAGUUUGGCUUUGAAAAACUGGAAGUUUUAAAGGACAUGACUAUAGAUUUUUAUCCAAAUGAAUUCAAUGUUAUUCUUGGUCACAAUGGAGCAGGGAAAAGUAGUUUAUUAAAAAUUAUAGCUGGUAUUUAUCAAGCAUCUCGUGGACAUAUUUAUAUUGAGGGUCGUGAUUAUACAGACACUAAAUCAUCUGAAAAAAAAACCAAAUCUAUUAUUGGUUAUUGUCCUCAAGAAAAUAUGCUUGUAACCUAUUUAAGUGUUUAUGAACACUUAUAUUUAGCUGGCAUGAUCAAAGGAUUAGAUUAUGAGGAAUCUCAAGUGGAGUCUAAAAGUCUUCUCAAAUUACUUCGUUUAGAAAAAGAGAAAAAUCAAUUAAUUAAUGAACUCACGUUUGGUAAAAAAAGAAAAUUAUGUUUAGCCAUAGCUUUGAUUGGAUAUUCUGAAGUUUUGGUUCUUGAUGAACCAACAUACGGAGUUGAUCCACAGCAUAGAAAACGUUUGUGGGAAAUAUUGGGUAAAGUGAAGGGUAAAAAGACAGUGAUCAUGGCAACUAAUUCAAUGGAAGCAGCAGAUACUUUAGCUGAUAGGAUAGCAAUAAUUGCAAAUAGUCGGAUUGAAUGUUAUGGAUCGAAAUCCUAUUUAAAUAGACGAUAUAAAAUAGGCUAUGAACUUACGAUUGUCAUUAAACCUGGUUGUGAUCUUCAAAAUUUACACAAUCGUGUUCAAGACUAUUCAGCAUCAUUAGUCAACUUGACUGGAAAAAUGGGCAUGAUGGUUCAUUUCAACAUGUCUCGAAACACAAGAUUUGCAAAAUUAUUUAGCUUUUUAGAAAUGAAUAAAGAAGAAUUGAAAAUAUCGUCUGUAUCUUUGCAUCCUGCUAGUAUUGAAGGACAAUUCCGCAAAAUAGGUCUGAUAAGUCAUUUUAAGGAACGCAAAGCUUGGUUUCCUAGCGAUGGGCAUGAAUGGAUACUCCAACAACGACGACGAAAACUUAUUCAAGACCGAAACCAUUGGGUUCGACUCACCAAUAACGCUUUACGUCGUCAACAGAUCCUCGCAAUUAUUUAUAAGAAAAUAUUGCACGUCACUGCAUCUUGGAAUCCAUAUCUCUUCUCAAUCAUUUUUUCUAUCAUUGCACUUGUUUUGACAAUGACUGUCUCUGGGUUGGCUAAAUUUCCACAUAUUCAUUCCAGUGAAAUCGAUUUAAACCCAGCCCUGUAUUCAAGCAGAAAAUUUUAUGCACUGGUUUAUGUAUCUGAAGAUGUUCACUCAUAUAAUUUUUUCUUGAUGCUACAACAAACCAGCGAAGACUUUGAAAUGAAUGACUUGCAUAUUACGAGAAACACUACAGCUUCAGAGUUUAUGAUUCAUCCAGAGUUGCAUUCGAUAAGCUUUCGAGAACGAUACUUUAUGACGAUUGAUAUAUUGAAGAAUCAUCAAAUAAAAAUCAUGUACUCACCGAUAUUAUUACAUAGCAGUCCAAUAGCUUUGAAUUUAUUUCAUAAUACUUUAUUAAGGUACCUUACUAAACGGGAUGACUUACGAAUUAAUUUGAAAAGUCGUCCAUUAAUUCAUCCAGAACAUUGGCAGUAUGAAAUUUCUCAUGGCAAAGGAGUUAAAAAUUGGGAAAAUGCUGUUAUUAUAACCACUUUAUUUCUUCUACUUCCUUCUGUGGAUCUUGGACUUCGUGAAGCAAGCAGUUCUUCUAAAAUACUGCAGUUGAAUACCAAAAAAAUGACUUCUUUGAUUUAUUGGAUACCAACAUAUUGUAUUGAUAUUUUAAUCUUCAUGAUGUCUCUCGUCAUAACUGCUGUUACAAGCUUUCUCAGUUAUCAUCAUAUCAUUUCAAUUUCUACAGCAGUUAUAAUUGAAUUGUGUAUUAUAUUUCUGUUUUAUGGAGCAACUGCUAUUGUUAUGGGAUAUUGUGUUCAAUUGUGGAUUAAAAAAAUUGGAAAUGCUUAUUUGACAAUAUUGAUAAUUAAUCUUAUUUCAGCUCUGAUGAUCAAUCCAGAAUUAAUAUUUCCUCUGCUUCUGAGCCACAUUGACAUAAAAGUUCAAGAAUACAUGGAAAUUUUUUUUCACGUGCUUCCACCUUAUGUCUUCUCUUGUGCCAUUGGAAACUUUAUAGCAAUAAAUUUAUACAAUGAAGAGUGUGCAGUAGAAAAUGAAUGUGACACUGAAUUUGCAAUUGAGGAUCCAUGUUGUUAUAACUGUGGCAAUGAAUUUUGUCACAAACCACUCAAUUCUCUGACAGAAACAAAUACAGAAUCAUUAUUUCAUCAUUCUGUGAUGAGUGAUUUAUUAUUAAUGGCUUCACAGACAAUAUUUUUUUAUUUAAUUCUAAUCAUUUGUGAAUUUAACAAUCGAAGGAAAUGGUUUAUUUCAAAAGUUUAUGGAUCAGCGACUGAAAUCACUGAUGAUAAUAUAAUUACUGAAAAGAAAAUAAUCAAUCAAUUGAUAACAAACCUUGAAAAUUUUAAUGUCAGGUCACUAGAUACAACUGUUAUCGUCAAAGAUCUUUCUAAAUACUAUGGAACCAAAAAAGCUGUUCGAGAUAUCAGCUUGCGAAUUGACAGGAAUGAAUGUUAUGGAAUCCUGGGGAUGAACGGUGCUGGUAAAACAACUAUUUUUCAAGCAUUAAUCGGCCAAAUAAAAGCUAAAAUUGAUAAAGCUUGGAUUUAUGGGACUGAAUAUUCACCAAAUAAUGAUGAAUUUUUUGGUAUAAUUGGUUACUGUCCUCAAAAAGGUGGACUUUUUGACUUUCUAACCAGUCGACAGAGUCUAUACUUUUUUGCUGCUAUCCGAGGGGUACCUUGGAAAUUUAUUCGCGGCGAAGUUGAUCGAUGGCUAGACGUUUUUGAUAUGUUAGAAUUUGAAAACUUAAUGUUGAAAAAUUGUGCCUGGGGAGUUAGAAGAAAAGUAGCUGUCCUUCAGAGUCUCAUUGGUGAUCUUCCGGUAAUUUUUCUUGAUGAACCGUCAUCUGGAAUGGACAUAAUUUCACGAAGUUCACUAGAUGAAACUUUAUGCCAACUAUGCGAAAUGGGAACGUCAAUAUUAUUGACUACGCAUUCUAUAGAUGAAGCAGAAGCACUUUGUAAUCGAGUUGGAAUAUUAGUUGAUGGACAUUUAGUUACUACAGGUACCUGUGAAAAUCUUGUGGAGAAGCAAGGAAACAAGUACAUCAUUACCAUCAUUUUACAACCUCAAGCAUCAAAAGAAACCGCAGAAAAAAUAAAUGAAUUAGUAAAUAGUUUGAUUUAUUCAGUCCAAUUUACUGGUAGACAUUUGGAUGUUUUAACAUAUGAAUUUCCAAAAACGUUGGAUCUUGAAGACGUAUUUAGAACACUUAAAGUUAUUAAACACAGACAACCUACCAUACUUGAUUAUUUUAUCAAUUGUCAAACGCUUGAACAAGUUUUUAAUUAUUUGAGUGAUAGAAAUGACUUGAUGGAUAAUCAACAUCAACCUAGAGAAACAAUUAUACAGAUCAUUUCUCAACUUAUUCGAAGAAUUUCUCAUUCAAGAAAUGUUGAUGUUUAA